Molecule: messenger RNA, 3167 nt
Organism: Rhincodon typus (whale shark)
Lineage: Eukaryota; Metazoa; Chordata; Chondrichthyes; Orectolobiformes; Rhincodontidae
Product: FYVE and coiled-coil domain-containing protein 1-like
Exons: 9
Coding region: 261-3167 (968 amino acids)
Biological process (GO): plus-end-directed vesicle transport along microtubule; positive regulation of autophagosome maturation
Cellular component (GO): lysosome; autophagosome; late endosome
Source: RefSeq, a predicted model, not a curated record
ACACACAAGAGCAGUCAGCAAUACCUAAUAGGAUUGCCGUGCAGAAAUCAGUCACUUUGAGCAAAACCCACAUCGCUGCUCCAGCACCGGUGGAAGAAAGCGAUGUUGUGCUGCACCACUUCAGAGGGCAGUUAAGAGUCACCCACAUUGCUCUGGGUCUGGAGUCACAUGUAGGCCAGACCAGGAACAGGAACCAUCGUCAGAAUCAGUCCAUCACUGCAGAACACAGGCAGCACUUCAGAGCAGAUUCCAGACCCAGAAUGGCAGGAGACACUGACAUCCAACUUCUCAGGGUGAUCAAAGACCUACAAGCAUCUAUCGAAGAGCUUCGCAAAGAUCAGGAGAGGAAUCAACUUCCCAUCACAGAUGCCAACCCAGUUCUCCACGGUCUGUGCACAAGACUUGAAUACCUGUUACAGUAUGAUCAGAAGGAGAAGAAGACGAUGUUUGGGAGCCGAAAGGAUUACUGGGAUUAUAUCAGCCUGUGCCUGAAUAGUCACAAAUGUGGAACAAAUGCUGUGCAAUUUAUUAACCACACAACACAGUUGAACACCUCCCUGGGGAAGGGACGAGCUUUUAUCCGAUACUGUCUGGUCCAGCAGAAACUGGCGGACUCGUUACAGCUGUGCUUCCUCAAUCAGCAGCUAGUCGGUGACUGGUAUUAUGCGCGGAGCCCAUUCCUGUCAGACAGGCUCCGCUCUGACAUCGUGGACAAGUUAUACUCCCUGAAUGAAAUAAACUUCGAUCUGGAUUUGGAGGGUGUCAACUUGGACACAGCCUGGCCGUUGGGCAAAUGCGAAUAUAAGAUUCCCAGGAGGACAACAACAAAUAGAGUUCCAUUCAACAACCUGUUUAAGGGGCUGUUCAAGAAGCCAAAUUACUGGCUAGGAAAGGAACCUGAGCAUGAGAAGCCAGCGGCUAUCGGAAGGAUGCAGAGUUCCAUGAAAUCUGAAGUACCAGGAAUACCAUCAGGAGCAUCGGCAACACACAGUGCUUCAAAGGGCCUCAGUGAUCUGCAAGGAAACCAAGAACCAAAUCUGGAAGUGUAUGGUAAUGGCUCCAGGUCAAAUCCAUGUCAACAACUACAAUCUGAACAUGAUGAGCAGGUGCACCGGCAUGAAGAACAGAACAUAGGAUUGGUUAGCAACUUGAAGCAAGAGCCUAUUGGAUCAGAAGUGCCCAGAGGGAGCAGCCGAGUUGCAGUUCAGAGAUCUCAGGAAGUUGUAUCCACCUUAACAACAGAUGAGAAGAGAGAGACUGAACUUGAAGUUAUAUCAGACCAGUGGUCUCUCUUAGAGAAACUCAGCAUAGAUCUAACUGAGAAAAAGUGUGUCAUUGAGCAACUAAACUUUCUACUCAAAGAGAGAGAGCAGACCCAUGAGGAGGAGUCCUCCAAACUUCAGCAAGAGAUCUCAAACUUGAAGGAAUUGCAGAAGAAUAUUGAGGAACAAUCAAACAAGGUGGAGCAGUUGGAGGACAGUAAUAACUUCCUGAAUGAAACAGUUGAGGAAAUGGAUAAGAUUCUUGAUGAACUGAAACAAGCCAUGGUUGAGAAAGAUCACGAGAAUAUGUUACUGAGAAAGGAGCAGGUAGAAAAGAUGGCAGCAGCCCAGCAGAUCCAUGAGGCAGAGUUGGAGAAACUGAAGUUCACGCUCGGCAAACAUCAAAAGGAAGAUGAUGGAUUGAAAGGAGGUACUGACGAAAGGCUCAAAACAGCGAAGGAGGAACUGAGAAACAAAAAGCCAAUUCCGGUUCAAUUUCAGAGUAAGAUCAAUUUGGAAAAUCGGCAUCAGUUGAAUGAGAUGGAAGAGCUACAGAUCAAGCUGCAAAGCAUGGAGUCUGUCAACAAUUCACUUGAAGAAAAGUACAAAGCAAGCCAACAGGAAGUCAAAGAAUUAACAAUGUGUGUCAUCUCACUUCGGUCAGCGAUCAGCAAACUCCAAACUCCUGAGAAACAGCUGCUUCAACAGAGUGGUGCUGCUUUUCUCUCUCCUAAUGGCAGGGAGUUAAAGCUGGCAAUCGACAAUGGGAAUCCUGAAGAAAACCUGAGGGAAGGCCAACAUGAGUUGGUCGAUCAAGAGCUGGAAAGGACUGAAUUCAAACAGGAAGAGACUGCAAGUUUGGAAAUCCUCACAGCCUUGAAGUUGGAAGACCAACAGGCCAUGGUGAAAGAGGAGAACACAAACAUUGCCGCAAGGGAAAGGGAAGAUCUAAAUGUUUUGAAGGACAAAUUGGAGGAGAUUACUCAGAAAUUAGAAGCUUCAAAUGCAGAGAAGUUAGAAGCCAAACAGAAACUAGAGGAAACUGUGGCCCAGCUCCAUAUGUUAAUGGCAGAACAAUCAAGCACAGAAAACCAAACAACAGAAUUGAAAGACCAACACGUGGCUCAUGAGGCGGAGAUGAAGGUGGAGUUGGCAACAUCUGCAAGAAAUCACACAGAAAUGGUGGUGGUACAUCCUGAAAGUGCUGAACUGAAACAGAGUUUGCAGGAGGUCUGCAAGGAGAGAACAACUACACAGAGAGAGCUGAGCGCAGUCCUUUCUGCUCUUGAGCAAUCUGAUCAGGAAGUCACCAGGGUUAAGAAGCAAAUGGAAGAGCUGGAGAACGGUCAUAGGCUCCAGGUUCAAGAAAUGCUGGGAAGAAUUGAGACCAUUGAAGCUGAGAGGGAAGCACUGGAGCAACAGAAGGAAGACCUGAGGAAGACAGUUUCCAUUCUCGAGGAGGACCUGCUGUACCUAAAGGACAAUACUGCAAAAGUUGAGCUGACUAAUGACAAAUCUCAAGGUGAGAUGGAGAGGGCCCAGGAAAAGGUGAAGCAAUUACAAGCACAGCUGGUAGAGCUGUCUGCUGAGAAGGUUGAACUGGAGGGACAGAUUGUCAGGUUGACAAAGCAGCAAGAGGAUGAUGCAGCUUGCCAGAUGGAGAGCGCACGGGACAGCAAGGAGCAGCUGGCAUCCCUUGCAAAGGAAAAUGAAGAACUUUGUGCGGAAUUGCAGACUGUGAGGGAACAAGUGAGCUCAUUGCAGCAAUUGUUGGAACAAACGAGGUCAGAGUUUGAGCUGGAAAUGGCCAAGAAAACAGCUGAAUGUAACAGGCAAACAGAGGUACAAACUCAACCUCAGUGGCUGUGCCAAACAGGGACAGUCUUUUGUCUAUUACUUUGCUAA